Molecule: messenger RNA, 903 nt
Organism: Rhinolophus ferrumequinum (greater horseshoe bat)
Lineage: Eukaryota; Metazoa; Chordata; Mammalia; Chiroptera; Rhinolophidae
Gene: TIGIT
Product: T cell immunoreceptor with Ig and ITIM domains
Exons: 4
Coding region: 80-811 (243 amino acids)
Biological process (GO): negative regulation of interleukin-12 production; positive regulation of interleukin-10 production; negative regulation of T cell activation
Cellular component (GO): cell surface
Molecular function (GO): signaling receptor binding
Source: RefSeq, a predicted model, not a curated record
CACCCUGCCAACUGCAGUCGGCCAGUUUCGGUGGCAGAAGAGGCCACAUCUGCUUCCUGGAGGCCCUCUGGGCAGAAGCAUGCAGUGGUGUCUCCUCCUGAUCUGGGCCCAGGGGCUGAGGCAGGCUCCCCUCCUUGCCUCAGCAGCUGUGACAGGCAGAAUAGUAACCGCGGGGAACAUUUCUGCAGAGGAAGGUGGCUCUGUCACCUUACAAUGUCACCUCUCCUCCACCACUGCCACAGUCACUCAGGUCAACUGGGAGCAGCAGAACCAACUUCUGGCCAUUCAUCAUUCUCAAAAGGGGUGGCAUGUCGUCCCAGCCUUCAGGAAGCGACUGGUCCCUAGCCCCAACCUGGGCCUCACCCUCCGGUCGCUGACCAUGAACGACACCGGGGAGUACUUCUGCAUCUAUCACACCUUUCCUGAUGGGAUUUACAAAGGGAGAUUCUUCCUGAAGGUCCUCCAAAGUUCAGCAUCUGAGCACAGCCCUGGCUUCCAGAUGCCAUUGCUCGGAGUCUCACUGCUGGUGGCCAUCUGCAUAACAGUCAUCGUGGUGGUUGCAUUGGCUAGAAAGAAGAAACUUCUCCGAAUCCACUCUGCAGCAAGUGGCCUCAGGAGGACGCCAUCUGAGCAGGAGGAACGGGAUCCCCCUGCGCUGUCGUCCCACGGGAGCUGUGUCCAGGCAGAAGCUGUGCCUGCCAGCCUCUGCCAAGAGCAGAGGGCAGACGACUAUGCCGAGCCCCACGACUACUUCAAUGUCCUGAGUUACAGGAGCCUUGGGGGCUUCAGCUGCCCAGCAGAGACUGGUUAGCUCCCAGAGGCGUCUUCGGAGAGACACAGGCUGUGUUUGCUGUUACGGAGGGAUGGAUAGGCACUCUCCUCACUGCUGUGUGUGUGUGUGUG